Messenger RNA from Dermatophagoides farinae (American house dust mite), 1521 nucleotides. The record is from RefSeq and is a predicted model, not a curated record. Lineage: Eukaryota; Metazoa; Arthropoda; Arachnida; Sarcoptiformes; Pyroglyphidae.
AGUAUUGUACAGCCACAACAACAACAACAACAACAACAGCAGCAGCAGCAUCAACAAACAUCAUCAACAUCAAUGCCAGCAGUAUUUGCUAGCUCAUUAACAACUAGUGGAUUUAUUAAUUCUUCAUUUGGUCCAACCAAUCCAUUAGCGGCCGUAUCGGCUAAUCAAAUUUUAGUCACCAAUUCAAGAAAACAACGAGAAUUUAUUCCGGAUUCAAAAAAAGAUGAGUCAUAUUGGGAUCGUCGAAAACGCAAUAAUGAAGCAGCUAAACGAUCUCGAGAAAAACGACGUAUUUCUGAUUUGGUACUUGAAACACGUGUACUUGAAUUAACACGUGAAAAUAGCAUUCUAAAAGCUGAAUUAUAUGCCAUAAAAGAAAAAUUUGGAAUAUCUCAGAAUCAACAUUUUAUUGAUCCCGAUUCUGUAACGAUACCUUUGCCUGAAAAUGCUACCAAAAUUCGUCGAUCAAGGAUUUUUUCCUCCAUAUUGGGCGGCACAUCUGUCAAUCGAUCAGAUUAUACCUCAAAUAAUCAUCAUCAGGGAUCGAAUAACAUAUCCAGCCAAUCUGCAAAUGCAGUAUCGACAUCAUCAUUUAAUUAUUCGUGUUCAUUGUCACCCAAUUCACAGUCAUCAUCAUCAUCGGAAGUCCAUGUAUCUACAUCUCCCACCUAUCAUGGUUCGACUGCCAAUUCAUCACCACCAAAUGUUUGUCCAUUAUUGACCGGACAACCGACUAAUUGUUUGGCUGGCCUAGCCACACCGAUUUCCGUUUUAACAGGUAACAAAACAACAUUGCCAUUCAAACUCAGACACAAAGCACAAGGAAAUUGUAGCUCAAAUAAUGUCAACUCAGUUGUAGCCCAAAUUCGAAACCAAGAAACAUCGAAUAUUGGAACACAGAAUGAUAGUGAUGCCAGCAGUGAUUCAUCAUCGGUUGCUCAAUUGAGUAGUAGUGCUGAAUCGACAGGCAUAUUUGGUGAUCAUCAUCGUGACAGUGCUGGUUCACCUGAUUCUUUAUUGAAAACAGAAAAUUAUGCACUCAAAAGUGAAUUGCAGAGGUUAGCUUCUGAAGUGGCUACACUUAAAAAUGUUCUGGUCUUGAAUCAAUCAAUCAAUGCUGUAACUUCAGGUCCGGUUAUUGGUGGCCAUCCAUCGAGUUUCGGUAAAUCAAAUAACGAAAGAUGCAAUCGUUUUCAUCAAACUGUAAGUCCUAUGGAAACUCACUCACCUAUACAUUAUAAUGAAGAUCUCGAUAGCAAAGACUUGCUGAAAAAUGUAAUUCAAUUCCAGAAAUUGAAUGAUAUUAUCGUAUGAUGGAUAAUUUCAGAUGAACCAUCAACCAGCACUUGAUGAUAUUGUUGUCGAUUAUUCAGAUAUAUAUGGACACACGUACACACAAACACACACACACAAUUCAGUUCCAUUUGUGACAUUAUUAUUGCCUGAAUGAAUAUACAUCCGCAGUAGCUACGAAUAUAUCGAUUGGUUUGUUCAUCAACAUCAUAAAAUUAUUAUUAUUUU